AUGACACAGGGAAUAGAUACGAAAGCGAAAUGGAAUAAAUAUAUUUUGAUCUGGACGAAUUUCUAUUAUUAUCCUCAAAUCAAAAAGGAUAAAUUAUUAUUGCGAAACCUAAACUGUUCAAACAGUAAUUGUGUUUUGACAAAGAACAAAGCGCUCUUUGAUGAUUACACAAGAUUUGAUGCUAUACUUUUUAAUGACGACAUCCUCAUUUCCAAAGACAGACCACUGAUCCGAAAUCAUAGACAAAUAUAUAUUUUUAAUACAUUAGAAUCAUCUUAUUCUGUUCCAGCUUGCGAAGUAUAUAAUGAUGGAUUUUUCAAUUGGACUUUUACAUAUCGUCUUGACUCUGAUAUUGUGUCGAGUUACUUUGUAGUGAGAAAUCUUAAGGGAGCGAUUGUCGCCCCCAGGGUUUCAGUAAAGUGGCAUACAAGUUCUGGCCCUAUUGCUAAGAGAACAAGAGCUAUUUUAAGAGGGAAGAGAAAAGCAGCCGCCUGGCUUGUGAGCCACUGCAAAGCCGAUAGUUUAAGAGACGAAUAUCUGACGAGACUACAAGAGCACCUUUUCAAUUUUGGUUUGAAAAUCGAUGUGUAUGGUAAAUGUUCUCAUGUGAGCUGCCCUGAUGAUGACUGUGACCGAACGAUAAAGAAUAAUUACUACUUUUAUAUCGCUUUUGAAAACUCUUUAUCGGAGGACUACGUGACGGAGAAAGUUCUUCAUGGUUACAAUAAUUACGCUGUUCCUAUUGUUUAUGGAGGCGCUAACUACAGCAGAUUCCUGCCGCCGAGCUCGUAUAUAAACGCCCGUGAGAUGCAUCCAUACAAUUUGGCUUUCGCUAUGUACGAAGCCAUACAGACUCCGGUUUUAUAUGAAAAAUACUUCAAAUGGACUAAUUUAUACACGAUUUCAUCUGAUUUUAAAUCGAACCAUCCCUUAUGUAAACUCUGCUAUGAGUUAAAUCACAAUCAGAAACGUUCAAGCAAAGAAUAUUUUAGGAAAUGGUGGAAUGGUCUAAAUGGUAUGAAGUGGUGCCUUUCAAACGAGUACUGGACUGAAGCGUCGAAUGUUAAUAUUGAUGCGAGACAUAUUUUUAAUUUGUAUUAA
Messenger RNA from Vanessa atalanta (red admiral), 1101 nucleotides. Its product is annotated as alpha-(1,3)-fucosyltransferase C-like. The record is from RefSeq and is a predicted model, not a curated record. The coding region runs from base 1 to 1101 and encodes 366 amino acids. Gene Ontology annotation, cellular component: membrane. Gene Ontology annotation, molecular function: alpha-(1->3)-fucosyltransferase activity. The transcript has 2 exons. NCBI's taxonomy places the organism in Eukaryota, Metazoa, Arthropoda, Insecta, Lepidoptera, Nymphalidae.